AUGCAUAAGCGGGACGUACCGUCCCAGCCAGGCUUCAGCACCACCGCAGCCACACUGGAGACGGCGGGCUGGACCGGCUUACUUGAGGAGCUGUCUGGAGAGUCACGGGCGCUGCUGGGUGUAGGAGAUAAGAUAUGCUCCUUCAAAACUUUCAGCGGACCCCGUGGGGUGUGUCCAAACACAAGGGAGCCGCUGGACUGUGUGCGGGCGUUAGAGCUGUGUAACGGGGACAGCCAGUGCAGCUCCAGCUACAGGAUCAUGCGCCAGUGCCUGUCAGGCGGGGCGCGGGAUCGCCAGACCAUGCUGGCUGGUAGAGAGUGCCAGGGGGCCAUAGAGGUCCUACAGGACUCUUCGCUCUACGAUUGUCGCUGUAAGAGAGCCAUGAAGAAGGAAUUACAGUGUCUGCAGAACUACUGGAGUAUACACCAGGGCCUGACAGAGAGCGGGGAGGACUUCUAUGAGAUGUCACCCUAUGAGCUCCACGAAUUCUCAGAAGAGUUUAGACACGCCUCCAUCAUCUCAGGAAUGCACUCUUCUCUGUCCAAGGCCAGCCCAUGUUCGGAGCCAGGGAAACCCUGUAACCCAUGUCUCGAUGCAGCCAAGGCUUGCAACCUCAAUGAAACCUGCAAGAGACAACGCUCCAAUUACAUCGCUAUCUGCAACAAGCAGUCUCAGCCCUCACUGGCCAACCAGGAGCCUUGCAGCCGCAAACGAUGUCACAAGGCGCUGCGUCAGUUCUUUGAGCGUGUGCAGUGGGAGCUGAGUUACCCCCUGUUGUUCUGCUCGUGUCCGGACCAGGCCUGUGCUGAGAGACGUAGACAGACCAUUGUACCUGCCUGCUCCCACCAGGAGAAACACAGACCCUCCUGUCUAGAGCUCCGACGCGCCUGCCGCUCCGACGCACUCUGCAGAUCAAGACUGGCUGAUUUCCAUACGAACUGUCAGAUGACUGGUCACUCCAUCACCAGCUGUCCCCAUGAUAACUACCAUGGCUGCCUCAUGGCCUAUGUAGGCCUCAUUGGGUCUGAUGUGACUCCUAACUACAUGGACAGCAGUCCCAGUAACAGCACCAUCUCUCCCUGGUGCUCCUGCAGAGGGACUGGCAACCAGGAACAUGAGUGUGACGCCUUCCUCAGAGACUUCACACACAACACCUGCCUCAAGAAUGCCAUCCAGGCAUUUGGCUAUGGUCCAGAGGGGAGUGUACUUCCUGUUAUAGAGUCUUUGGCCACGCCCUUUCCUCCCAUACAGCCACCACUAAACUCUAAGCCCGCCCCCUCGCUCCAUGCCAAUGAAAUCAAGCCUCAGGACAGCACCUGUGUCUUCUCAACCUGCGCCAACCUUAAGUGUAUGUUUAAACUGUCAGAGCCCUGCAGCUGGGAGUCUAAUCCCAGGACUGCUGCCUCCUGCACAGAACUCCUGACAUUCAGACUGAUCACGUAG
Molecule: messenger RNA, 1443 nt
Organism: Salvelinus namaycush (lake trout)
Lineage: Eukaryota; Metazoa; Chordata; Actinopteri; Salmoniformes; Salmonidae
Product: GDNF family receptor alpha-2-like
Exons: 12
Coding region: 1-1443 (480 amino acids)
Biological process (GO): nervous system development
Cellular component (GO): external side of plasma membrane; signaling receptor complex
Molecular function (GO): signaling receptor activity
Source: RefSeq, a predicted model, not a curated record